UUUUCCCACCGUCUCAGAAAUUGAGGAAACUGUGUGAUAUGAUUUUGGCCUUGCAAAUUAUCAAAAGAAUAAAUUGAACAGUAGACCAAUAGUGCAUCUAGCUUCUAAUUUGUUGCCAAAAGUACAGAACAAGGAGAAGAAUUUCAUCGCUGAAUCAGAAACACAAAAUAUUUUAGCUUCUGUAAUUCCUAAUAACAAGCAAUGUUAUUUUCACAAAAUGCUUCAAAAAUCAUUUUCUUGCUUCUGCUUUAUUAUUCAUUUUCCAGACUGCUUAAUAUUGUUGGUGCUGAUCCUCCCUAUCCCCUCUGUUCCAAUCAUAGUCGUUAUGCAGACAACAGUUCAUUUCAUCACAGUCUUAACAAUCUAUUCUAUUCAUUAUCCUCGAAUUCGUCUGUUUCCAAAUUCUAUAACACCUAUGCCGGCAAUAACUUGGAUAGAGUCUAUGGCCUGUAUAUGUGCUUCGGCAACACCACAAUUGAAGUCUGCAACAGUUGCAUAAGCACCGCAUCACAGGACAUUUUGAAGCAUUGUCCCAACAGAAAAGAGGCAAUAAUAUGGGAGGAACAUUGCCAAUUGCGUUACUCCAAUACAAACUUCUUCAGCACUUUGGAUAUCAUAGGAAACCAAGCACAGAGAAAUUCGAUGAAUAUUUUGGAGCCGGAGCGAAGGCGAUUUAAAGAUGCUUUGAACAUAACCUUAUCUCGCGCUGUGAAAGAUGCAGUUUAUGAUCCUUCACCAGAUAUGUAUGCUGCUAAAAAGGUACGCUAUUUAAAGAGUGAGACGCUUUAUGCUCAAGUGCAGUGCACUGGAGACUUACUCGCGAAUGAUUGUAAUACAUGCCUUCAAAUUGCCAUUAACAAUGCUUCAAGUUGCUGUAAUUCUUCCCUUGGUGCAAGAAUUUAUAGUAAGAGUUGCUAUUUAAGGUACGAGGUCUACGACUUCGAUGGAGGCGCAUUUGAAGAAAUUCAGAUGACAGCGAAGAAUAGCAAAUGGAAGAUAUGGGUCACUAUGAUCUUUGUUGUAUCAGCUUUUCUAGCAGUAACACUAUUGGGAUCUUUCGUCUACUGUCUAAAAAUGAAAAUUGUAUCUCAUAGAGGGAAAACAAAAAUCCGAUGGGAGGACAUAAUAAGUCAAGAAGUACCAUUGCACAACAUUGCUGACCCAAAUGGCUCAGAAUUCCUAUACCAGAAUUUUAAAGCAGGGGAUGAACAAAAGGCUAUGGAAUUUCCAUAUAUAGAUCUGGCCUCUAUUCAUGCCGCUACUGAUAACUUCUCUGAGUCAAAUAUGCUUGGGCAAGGUGGUUUUGGCCCUGUUUACAAGGGGAAACUAAGUGAUGGAACGGAAAUUGCAGUAAAGAGGCUUUCAAGCUGUUCCCACCAAGGUUCAGAGGAAUUCACAAAUGAAGUUCUGCUAAUAAUGAAACUUCAACACAAAAAUCUCGUGAGGCUUUUGGGUUUCUGUGUAGAUGGAGAGGAAAAGCUGCUUGUUUAUGAAUACAUGCCCAAUGGCAGUCUUGAUGUCUCCCUGUUUGAUUCAACAAAAUGUGCACAACUCAAUUGGAGCAGGCGACUUAGUAUUAUAAAUGGAAUUGCAAAGGGUAUGCUUUAUCUUCACGAGGAUUCCCGGCUAAAAAUCAUCCAUAGGGACCUAAAAGCAAGCAACAUAUUAUUGGAUUCUAACAUGGAUCCAAAGAUCUCAGAUUUCGGAAUGGCAAGGAUCGUUGAAGGGAGUGAAGGUGAAGCUAGCACCUGUAGACUUGUUGGAACUUACGGUUACAUGGCUCCGGAGUAUGCUAUGGAGGGACUUUACUCAGUUAAAUCAGAUGUUUUUAGCUUUGGAGUCUUAUUGCUGGAGAUUAUUACUGGAAAAAGGAAUGCCGGUUUCCACGAUCAAUCUAAACUUUCUCAUAGUCUCCUAUCAUAUGCAUGGCAGCUGUGGAAUGAAGGAAAAGCAGUGGAGUUGAUGGAUCCAUCAGUGGCAGAGUCAUGUUGUCCAGAUGAAUUCAUAAAAUGUGUAUACUUGGGUCUGAUGUGUGUUCAAGAAGAUGCAUGUGAGAGGCCAACUAUGUCAGCUAUUAUGUUAAUGCUAGAAGGUGGGACAGAAAGUAGUACUCUUCGCCAACCUGAUCGGCCUGCCUUCUCUUGGGGGAUUUCUAAUGAAUAUGAUCAAAUUAAUAUUGAUAGUCUCUCUUUCGAUAGGUUAACAGGUUCAAGUGAUAUCAAAGCCAAUGAAUGAAACUCCAAAAAAAAAAAAAAAAAAAAAAAACCUUUCACAGUGUUGGCCUCUUAGUAUUCCUUUUUGAAAAUGUAAUUCUAAUUUUCAGAUUCUCUGUUGAAUAUCAAUUUAUAAUUCCAAUUUGCAAAAAUGCUUUUA
This is a messenger RNA of Ziziphus jujuba (common jujube), 2373 nucleotides long. Its product is annotated as cysteine-rich receptor-like protein kinase 10. Gene Ontology annotation, biological process: protein phosphorylation. The coding region runs from base 202 to 2235 and encodes 677 amino acids. The transcript is spliced from 7 exons. NCBI's taxonomy places the organism in Eukaryota, Viridiplantae, Streptophyta, Magnoliopsida, Rosales, Rhamnaceae. Gene Ontology annotation, molecular function: ATP binding; protein kinase activity. The record is from RefSeq and is a predicted model, not a curated record.